This is a messenger RNA of Astrephomene gubernaculifera, 1406 nucleotides long. The record is from the annotation of a GenBank genome assembly. Lineage: Eukaryota; Viridiplantae; Chlorophyta; Chlorophyceae; Chlamydomonadales; Astrephomenaceae.
CGAAAACCUUAAUACGGUGUUGUAGGAGCAUACUGUACUGAAGAAUAUUUUCUAGAACGGCUUAGACGCCUGAAACUUAAUCCUAUACCGCAUUGGCUUUGGCGCACAAGGCCCCGAGCGCCACGUUACCCCCACCCGCUGCUGCUGCUCCGUCGCCACUGCCGGCGCCUCCUCCUCCCAGCGCCUGAAGGCUGAAAGUGGUUGGAGGGCGAGUCACAGCGUGCCCAAGGCGCUCUUCGCCGGUGCCAUGAGAUCUUGAUUUCAUCCGGCACACCCGACUCAGCAGCCAGUGCCGACACCGGCACCAACACAAACUGCUGGCAGCUUCUCUCUCAUACUUCCGGCGCUGUCACAGGAAUUGACGCCAUGGGCAAGUGUGGUAGCACCGGACAGACACCCUCCCAAGACGCUGUAGUGGGCGCUUUGACGAACUUAGUAGAAGCAAUUGCUGGGCUAGCCCUCCAAGCCUGUGACCAGCAGCGGGAGAUUGCGGAACUCAAGCAGGACAUUUCAGAGCUGAAGGAACAGAUGUCAGAGCGUAAGCAGGAGGUUGCAGAGCUGAGGCAGGAGGUUGCAGAGCUGAAGCGGGACACUUCAGAGCUGAAGCAGGACACUUCAGAGCUAAAGUUGCAGAUGUCGGAGCUGAAGGAGCAGAUGUCGGAGCUGAAAGGUGGCGCCGGCAAGCUGCUGAUGCGGCAGAUGGCCACCCAGACGGUGAACAAACUCGGCCGCCUGGUGGAACCCAAAAUGUCAGCGCACGAGGCUCGCGAUUUGUGCAUGGCACUUGUGAAAGUAUUGGCCGAGAAGAAAGGCAGCAAAGUAUACAAGGAGACCGUCACGAAGUACCCUCUGCUGAAGACAGGGGUGAAUACCCUGUGCUACCUGGCCUGGCCGGUGGCGCACCCCAUGCCGGAGCCGGCUGUGACCGAGGAGCAGCUCCUGGAGGCCAUCAAGCAGCACGUGUCUCCUCACAUGCAGUGGGUCGCGGAGGAGGUACUGGCGUGCCUGGUGGACCUCGCGGUGCAGCUGAAGGAGCCGCUGUUCGUCUCGACAGCAAAGCCGGGUGCAGACGGAGAAGCUGUGUGCAAGGAAGCCGUGUGCAGGUCAUGACUCAUGAGUGACGUGUAGGGCACCAGCGAGGCCGGUGUCGUUGAGGGCCAAACGAUUCUGGGGUACGGAGCGUGGCUAUAGGCUGAUGCUAUUCCCCUAUGGUAGCUGGGGCGGGGACAGGGGGGUAUGGUGAGUUGCUAGCGGCGGAUUAACGUGGUGUAGUAGGCUUUGUGGUAGGGCGGGGUAGCAUCAGGGUUUUCUGCUGACAGAGUGCAUAUUUGCUGCCGAGCCAUGGGCAGCAACAGGUUUAGCUUGGUUGGCCUGCGGGUAUAGGCAUAUCAGGCAUAGGAGGCAAA